Glossina fuscipes is the source of this 655-nucleotide messenger RNA. RefSeq lists its product as uncharacterized. The transcript is spliced from 2 exons. The record is from RefSeq and is a predicted model, not a curated record. Bases 47 to 436 code for a protein of 129 amino acids. Lineage: Eukaryota; Metazoa; Arthropoda; Insecta; Diptera; Glossinidae.
CUUUUUAACUUUCAUUUCGCGUUUGUCUACACGAAACAAUAGUGACAUGAGUAUAUCAAUGGACGAACUAUUAAAAAAAACAAAUAUGUCGUUGGUCGAGAUCAUAAAAGAGCAAAAGGGAAAAUCAAGAAGGAAAAUAAUAAUAAUAAUGCCGCAAGCUGAAAUUGCUGCAUUGAAGAAAUGUCAAGGGCAGGAAGUGGACUCAUCUGAAAGCGGAGUGACGGACACCGAGGCACUAAAGGAAGUCGUAAGUAAAUUAAGUUCUCACAACAAGAUAGUCCAGAUUAACUUUGAUGAAGUCUUCACAAGUAAAAGGGUAAUCUACAGCCGAGCUGAAGACAAGAUGCUCGGCUGCGGACUAUCACCCAAAGGGGAAAUGGUUGAGUACGUAUUAACCACCAUUCAACAUCAUGCUAAGUGCAACACCACUCACUAGACAUAAAGGUGAUGCCAGCCAAUUAGAAGACGUCAUCAAGCUGAAGAGGAGAUCGGAUGAGAUGUCAAAGCCGUUGUCUGAGCCAGAUCGUCGUCCAACAAAGACAGGACGAAGCACAUUUUAACGGCGUUUACAAAAGAAAACAAGCAGAUGGCAGCAUUAAAACAAUUUUGCUUCUACACGAUUAUAUUCACCGGCUGACAUCGUUCAAAAGGAAAG